AUGUUUGGAGGAUUCGGCCGGCCUCAGCCUUCAUCGGCAGAGAAGAUCGCAGCCGCAGAAGCAGAGAUGGAUCUUGUGACCGAUAUGUUCAACAAACUCCAACAAGCAUGCAUGAAGAAGUGCAUUCCCCGCGAAUACCGUGAAGGCGAGCUCAACAAGGGUGAAGGUGUCUGCAUCGACCGGUGCGCAGCCAAGUUCUUCGACGUGCAAAUGAAGGUCUCGGAACUGUUGCAGCAGGAGGCGCAGGCUAAAGGCGCAGGUGGUGGGAUGGGAUUUGGGGGGAUGUGA
Messenger RNA from Hyaloscypha bicolor E, 288 nucleotides. Its product is annotated as putative mitochondrial import inner membrane translocase subunit tim10. The record is from RefSeq and is a predicted model, not a curated record. Lineage: Eukaryota; Fungi; Ascomycota; Leotiomycetes; Helotiales; Hyaloscyphaceae. Gene Ontology annotation, cellular component: mitochondrial inner membrane. Gene Ontology annotation, biological process: protein insertion into mitochondrial inner membrane. The transcript is spliced from 2 exons. The coding region runs from base 1 to 288 and encodes 95 amino acids.